GGAAGACCUCACGUGCCGUCUCGCCAAGCUGCAGUCACACGCAAAUCUACAUGGCGGCGUCCGCAUUAGCAUCUCUGCGCGACCUGUACCGGCACGUGUGGUCCUUCCGCGACCCCAGGAUAGAAGGAUGGGGCGUGGUGACCGAGGGGCGCCUCAUCAUCCCGCUCCUGUUUGCCUACGUGUACCUGGCCAAGAUCGGAGGCCCCCGAUGGAUGAAGAACCGCGAGCCGUACAAACUUCGGCGCGCGAUCCUGACGUACAACGUUGCGACGGCGUUGGUAAACGCCUACUUCUUCUACCGGUACGCGAGAGUAACGUACUUCGGCGGCGGCUACAGCUUCUUCUGCCAAGGCAUCAACAAGGGCGGGUACUCUAUGGAGGUAUUGGAGCUGAACUGGUGGUACGUGUACGUCCGUAUUGCCGACUUCCUCGACACCUUCUUCUUCGUGGCCCGCAAGAAGUUCUCGCAGAUAUCGGCGCUCCACGUCAUCCAUCACUUCCUCGUGGUGCUCAGCGGUUGGGUGUGGCUGAACUUCGGCAACGAGGGCCAAGCACUGCUGGGACUGCUCAUAAACCAGGCUGUGCACGUGAUUAUGUACACGUACUACUUCUUGGCGGCCCUCGGACCGGCGGUGCGACCUUACCUGUGGUGGAAGAAGUACCUGACCAGCCUCCAGAUUGCGCAGUUCGUGUUCGUCGUUGUGCACUUUACUAUUCCGAUUUUCUACGACUGCGGCUAUCCAAAGCCACUGGCAGCCUUUGGCGUCGCGCAGCUCCUGCUCGGACUCGCGUUGUUCAUCAAUUUCUACGUCCAGACGUACAUCCGGAAAAAGGGGGCCAAUAAGGACACGUCGUUGGCCAAUGGUAAAGACAAACAAGGCUGAGAA
Messenger RNA from Rhipicephalus sanguineus (brown dog tick), 887 nucleotides. RefSeq names its product elongation of very long chain fatty acids protein 5. Gene Ontology annotation, molecular function: fatty acid elongase activity. Gene Ontology annotation, cellular component: endoplasmic reticulum membrane. The coding region runs from base 51 to 884 and encodes 277 amino acids. The record is from RefSeq and is a predicted model, not a curated record. Gene Ontology annotation, biological process: very long-chain fatty acid biosynthetic process; fatty acid elongation, monounsaturated fatty acid; fatty acid elongation, saturated fatty acid. Lineage: Eukaryota; Metazoa; Arthropoda; Arachnida; Ixodida; Ixodidae. The transcript has a single exon.